Eriocheir sinensis (Chinese mitten crab) is the source of this 5420-nucleotide messenger RNA. RefSeq names its product phosphatidylserine decarboxylase proenzyme, mitochondrial-like (gene Pisd). The record is from RefSeq and is a predicted model, not a curated record. Gene Ontology annotation, biological process: phosphatidylethanolamine biosynthetic process. Gene Ontology annotation, cellular component: mitochondrion. Gene Ontology annotation, molecular function: phosphatidylserine decarboxylase activity. The transcript is spliced from 4 exons. NCBI's taxonomy places the organism in Eukaryota, Metazoa, Arthropoda, Malacostraca, Decapoda, Varunidae. The coding region runs from base 1050 to 2417 and encodes 455 amino acids.
CGAAACAAAGAAGACAUUUUGAAGAUAGGUGAGCAUCUAAAGUGAGCAGGAAGGAUCAACGGCGUUUCUUCGUAAGUGAAGUAACCAAGUGAGUCACGCCAGUGAAUGACCAUCGCUCGCCUGGCAGCCACCGAGCGGAUAUGCGCUAGGCAACUGUAUGACCGUCUGCGUUUUAUCCUGUAUGCCAGACUGUGUCACGGCCAUGGCUUCCGUAUAUGUUGAAUGAUAUAUCCCGUCUUGUGUCACCUCGCUUAAACGCUGCCCCACUUCUCGAAGGGACGGAGAGUCAUGAAGUUCUCUAUCCUUCACCGGUCUUGUCCUCCUUAUAAAUAUCGCACCUAGUUUACUCACAUGGUUAACGUAGACAUCAGGGGCAUCAAAGCACUAUAGUGAACUUUUGGUAACAGAGAAUCCAAAAAUGAGAAGGUAGGUAGAGGUAAAGUUGGGGGCAUGUGCUGUUGAUGCGCGAGACCGCGUUGUUCAUCUCCGUCGCAUUGGCCCUUGAGCUUGUGGCCGCAAGAACCCGAGACACAGGGCCUGUGUGACAUCCGGGUUACCUCAGUUACCUUCCCCAGGUUUCCCUAGGUACCCAUUUACUGACCACAGUCCGAAAGGGAUGAUGAACAGCUGGGUGAGCUACACGCCGACUGCCCGGACUGGGAUUCGAAGCCGGGCAACUGGAUUCGUAGCUAUUUUUUUUUAUAAAGCCACGCUAACCAUUGGACCACGGAGGCGUUUAUUGAUAAGAAAGAUAAUAAUGUUUGUAAAUUGCUCUUUUUAUUUAUUUACCUAUUUAUUUAUUUAAGUUUCGGUGCUGGCUGUAGCGCAGGCAGACUAUCACGAGGGGCCUCUUCGACGACCCCAGUCCGUUAGUGGAGCAGGCAAAUUUUAUCUAUAGUGGCUGCCGUGGUGUGUGACUCUUGCUGACCCAUGCUGCCCGCCGGUGCUCCUCUUGACCGAAGUCUCUGAAGUUAGUGUUGAUUGAAGAUCAGCGGUUCUUCUGCACCGGUUCUUGUCCUCCUCAUAAACGACACAUCUAAUUUACUCACAUGGCUUAUAUACACACCCAGCAUUAUAUAGUCCGUAGUAAGCUUUUGGUAAUGAUGAAUCCAAGAAUAAUAAUAAGUGUGUGGUGGGACCAGUUUAGUGAUCCCGAUGAAGAGGCGGAUGCAACUCCUCAUCCGCACAAUAACAACACUCGUGCCCACUCCUGUCCCCGUGUCCCACUUACUUCGCCGGUGUCUCCAGGCAUAUUUCCGAAGGUAUUCUUUGAUACCAACAUCAUGGCACAAUCCAGCUUCAAGCAGUACCUCCGCUCCCUUCGGUGGACGCCCCUCCCUGUGGGUGUUGGCUUGGCUUUGAUUGCCUUCCAGCAGUACAGACACACCAGGAAGAGAGAGGCAGCAAGGCUAGGCCAAGUUGACCCAUGUGAUUGCUUGGCUGAUGAGUGGGAAGUUGAAGCAUACAAGUUGCUGCCACUCCGACAGUUCUCAAAGGCUUGGGGCUGGGUCAAUGCACUUGAGCUUCCAGAAUGGUCAAGAAAGUCUGUUUUGGGCCUUUAUGUGCGAACCUUUGGCUGCAACAUGGCUGAGGCUGAGGUAGAAGACUUGAACAAAUAUAGGUGCUUGUCUGAGCUAUUCCGGCGCUCCCUGAAGGAAGGUGUGCGGCCGGUAGACCCAACAGCUGCUGUGGUCAGUCCAGCAGAUGGCAGAAUCUUGUCUUUUGGAACUGUCAACUGUGGCACUAUGGAUCAAGUCAAGGGUGUUUCUUACUCCUUACGCAAAUUCCUGGGACCAAACUGUUGGAGUGAGGGUGGCCCAAUGGUAGUGGCCAAGAGGGAUGAUGAUGACUGUUUCCACCGCACCUGCCUCAGUGACGAGGAGAACAAUGCUCUAUAUCAGUGUGUUGUGUACCUGGCCCCAGGGGACUACCACCGCUUCCACUCAUGCGCUGACUGGAAGGUGUCAUUCAGGCGCCACUUUCCCGGUGAGCUGUUGAGUGUGAAUCCAUCCAUCGCAGCCUGGAUUAGAGACCUUUUUGUGCUGAAUGAAAGGGUCAGCUAUGUGGGCAAGUGGAAACACGGGUUUUUCUCCAUGACAGCAGUUGGGGCAACCAACGUGGGAUCCGUUCAGGUUUACUUUGAUAAGGACCUCAAGACCAAUGAUACGAUACGAAGCAAAAAUGUAUUCCACGAUCAGCACUUUGAUGAUAGAUUAGUAGAGCUAACAAGAGGUGGUGCUUUUGGCGAAUUUAAUUUAGGAUCCACUAUAGUGAUAGUGUUUGAGGCCCCAAAAGACAUUGUACCUUGUGUUGAGGUGGGACAGAAAGUGAGGAUGGGUCAGGCCCUGUUUAGGUUACCUCAUUCAUAUGUAGGCAUGGCAAUGAAUGAAAACCAACACCGGGGACCACAGAGGUAAGCCUCACAAGGGUCCCACAAGUGAAAGAUGUGUGUAUAUAGAAGAAAAUAUUUAUGGAGGCUCAAUUCUUGCUAUUUUUUCAUGUAAUUAAUACUGCUUAGAUAUGCCACUCAAGCUAAUGAUAUACUUCAUAAUUUAGUACAAAUAUUUGUUUUGCAGUAUUAGACAAAGCUUUUAAAAAGUAUUGUUUUAACAGUAGCAAUGACCAGAAGCUUAUGUGGUGAGUGAUUCCAAAUCAGCUCAGCCAUGAUAAUCAGUUUUGUCUAUUGACAUCUUUGGCAAAAGCUCUCAGGUUAUCAUGAAACUGUACACCAGAUGGAAAGACUCAGCUGCAAAUAACUUAGUGCUAUAGGUUUUGCAGGCAGUUCAUUAAAUAUUGUUAACAUGGAAUGUAUUUGUUAAUCUCUAAAUAUAUGCAUAAACAUUCAUGUACACAAGUGAUAAUCAGCUUUCAUUGUUGCAUAUUGCUCUAGAAUCUAUUGAGAAUCCUACACUCCAAGAUGCCUGAUGACAGUAGGUGUUUGGUCCCUGUCUCCCCUAGGACUAGAUCUUUAGGAGGGAAGCAGGACUAUUCUACCUUCAUGCUGUGGUGCACAUCCCACAAAAGACAAUGACUUGUCCAAAGAGAUUAAAUAUUGUAAAUAUGUGAAAAUUAGCAGUGCCAAUCAGUCAGUUGAGUGGACCAGAGAUGUCUUGUGCCAUAACAGCAUCACCAUUUUCAGAAUACUGCUAUCAGUUUUUAUAACUGGGGAUGACUUUAAAGUUUAUACAUUCUAGUCAUAUAUAGGAUGUGUGCCUCAUUCAACAUAAAACAAGAGCAAAAACUGAGAAAUGAAGGGAUCAAUGUAUGCUACACAACAAUUCCUAAACCACAAUUUAAAAACUGCCUCUCAUAUUUAUUUUCUUAGGGUAGCUCCAUGCAGUCUUUCAGAUUUUUAUAUAGACUAAAUGAACUUUGAUUUUGUGGUAAAUAGUGAAGUUCUUGAAAUGGGGUGAAAAAAAUUUGAGAAAAUUAAAAAUACAGCACUGUUAAUACUACCUAGUUAACUUGUUAUUUUAUGAGAGUUUGAGUUUGUGUAUGGGGCACAAAUAUAUUAAAUAAUGUGCUUUUCCCAGGAGCAGUUAAUGUUGUAAUUAUAUAUGGGUGAGAGUUAGUGUUUAUUUCACAUGGGGUAAAAAUGUCUUACAUAAAAAGUAAACAUUUUAUAAACAAAACUUUUUUUUCAUAAUAAUUACAAAACAAGGUGUUCUUUGAAGAGAGAUUUAUGCUCUACUUAAAAUUUAAUGCAUCAUGCAAUACAUGUUUCACACAAGCAGUGGGUAUUGUAAGCUGACAAGACAAAGUAUCUCUGAAAUACACUGCAUAUCAUCAAAUUAUUAGUUGCCUAUUCAGCCCUUUCAUCGGGAAUAGGAAGAACUGGAUUAUGUGUUCUUUAGGACAAAACUCCAUCUAAUGUAUUUGUACCUCAUGACUGGCAAGUUGUGUAAUGCUGGUUGAUUCCAUUGUGUGGAGCACAGAAUCUGCAGUAAUGGCCAGGCAAAGAAGCAGCUUUUUUUUAAGUACAUAAAAUGCAUAUAUAUUUGUACCAUAUUUAAAGUAUUUCAUAAAUGUUGGUUGUAUCAAUGUAUUAAGAAGUACCUAAUUGCUAGAAUGAAAUCUACAACAGUUCUGAAAUGAUAUUAUCAGCUCUUUUUAGAAAUUUACAAAAAUGUAUGUGCAUCUACAAGAGAUGGGUUUUGAUUCGCUUGGUCUUUCAUGUAUUUAGGUACAAGGCACCAAAGCAAUCUGACAAGACAAUAUAAACAACAUUUUGUAACAUGAUGGAUAGUUUUCUGGAAUAAAAUCCCACCAAGAGUGUUUACAGUGAGUAGAGUAAAAAGCAGUGUUCAUAUGUGGACUCAACACAUCUACCAUAGGUACUUUUCUAUAUAAACAGUGCUUGAAGUCUGUGUUACUAAGCUAAGAAUAAAUAGAAUUGGAUACUGUCACUUACAGCUGGCCCUUUGUAAACAAAGUUUGCUCCAGGCUUUUCAAGAAAAUUGUAGUGUAAAUGAAACAUUAUUUUGUGAGAUUUCACAGUUAGUACAAGUCAUUUGGGUUCUUAUGGAAUUUAUUAUCUCAAUUUAUUUAUUUAUUUAUUUAUUUAUUUAUUUUUGUUUUUUUUUUGUUCAUAUUGCAUGCCUGCACUUCAUUGUGAUGCAAAUAUGUCACUGGAUGUGUUCUAGGAGUGGAAAGGAGUUGUAAGUGGCAACUGGUCUCUAGGUAAUUGCAUUUAUGGCCAAACUGAAGUGUGAUAUGGAUCUCUUUUAGUACACCUACUUCUCCUGUGAAGAGUUAAUUCUGUAGACAGUCUACAGAAAAGCAGCUGUGGUUUUAAAAAGUUGCACUGAACCAGCUGAUUGUACCGAUUUAUUUUGUGCAAACAAAGUGCUGCUCGACAUGAUAAAUUUGGUGUGAUGACACUUCUACUGCAUCAUCCUUGGCUUCACCCCCUAAAGGGGUCAGCCGCUGCUCAAUGGACUCUUUGUCGCCAUCAGACAAAGAGAAGGGAAAACAUGCCAUUUGUGAUUAUGGACUUUAGUUUGACUAAGGGCAUAGCCUGUUAUUUGCUAUUAAUGUUGUUGUUAUAGUGGAUUGUUAUGUACUGGAGUAGAUAGCUUUACCAAUUUGAUUUGGAGAGGGUUUUGUAACAGUCAGCUGGUAGCCAACAAUUCUUUUAUAUAUCAAAGUUCUUACAGUAACUUAUACAGGACAUGUAAAAGAUAAGUGUUUUAAACCCAAUGCAGUUUUAACCAACAAGCAUUAAACGUUCAUAAGAGAGAUAUAACAACUGUUGGUAAUAUAUUUUAUCUGGUGUCCAUUAUUCCAACUAUUACCCACCAGAGAUUCAUAACACUUUGUUGAUAUAUAAUUAUCAUCUUGCAGUUUGGUACAGAUGUUUAAUACAUUUUGUGAUAAUGUAUAUAUUUGUACAGACUUUUUAUUAAAUAUUCUUACCAGCA